This is a messenger RNA of Vitis riparia (riverbank grape), 1616 nucleotides long. RefSeq names its product tubulin beta-2 chain. Gene Ontology annotation, molecular function: GTPase activity; GTP binding; structural constituent of cytoskeleton. Gene Ontology annotation, cellular component: microtubule; cytoplasm. NCBI's taxonomy places the organism in Eukaryota, Viridiplantae, Streptophyta, Magnoliopsida, Vitales, Vitaceae. The record is from RefSeq and is a predicted model, not a curated record. Gene Ontology annotation, biological process: microtubule cytoskeleton organization; mitotic cell cycle. Bases 89 to 1429 code for a protein of 446 amino acids. The transcript is spliced from 3 exons.
AUAAACCCUCCUUAUUUCUACAUCUCUCUGCAUCUCUCUCUAUCACAGCAAAUUCCUCAUCUCUCUAAUUUCCCUCUCCCGAAAGAAGAUGCGUGAGAUUCUUCACAUUCAGGGAGGCCAAUGCGGCAACCAGAUCGGUGCCAAGUUCUGGGAAGUAGUGUGCGCUGAGCAUGGGAUUGAUCCCACUGGAAAAUACCAUGGGGACUCCGAGAUUCAGCUUGAGAGGAUCGAUGUCUACUACAAUGAGGCUGGUGGUGGAAGAUUUGUUCCGCGGGCUGUCCUCAUGGACUUGGAGCCUGGGGUCAUGGACAGUGUUAGGUCUGGGCAAUAUGGUCAGAUUUUCCGCCCGGACAACUUUGUUUUUGGUCAGUCCGGUGCCGGAAACAAUUGGGCUAAGGGGCAUUACACUGAAGGGGCAGAGCUGAUCGACUCUGUUCUCGACGUCGUUCGCAAAGAGGCCGAGAAUUGUGACUGCUUGCAGGGGUUCCAGGUAUGCCACUCUUUGGGAGGGGGUACAGGAUCUGGAAUGGGGACUCUUCUGAUUUCCAAGAUUCGUGAAGAAUACCCAGAUAGAAUGAUGAUGACCUUCUCGGUGUUUCCCUCUCCAAAGGUGUCUGACACAGUUGUGGAGCCUUACAACGCCACUUUGUCUGUCCACCAGCUCGUGGAAAAUGCAGAUGAGUGCAUGGUUCUUGACAACGAGGCUCUCUACGACAUCUGCUUCCGAACACUCAAGCUCACCACUCCUAGUUUUGGUGAUCUCAACCAUCUAAUUUCUGCAACAAUGUCCGGAGUCACAUGUUGCCUAAGGUUCCCAGGGCAGCUCAAUUCUGAUCUGAGAAAGCUGGCUGUAAACCUCAUCCCCUUCCCUCGCCUCCACUUUUUCAUGGUGGGUUUUGCUCCACUCACUUCCCGGGGGUCUCAGCAGUACCGGAACCUGACAGUCCCGGAGCUCACCCAGCAGAUGUGGGAUGCAAAGAACAUGAUGUGCGCAGCUGACCCGCGCCAUGGCCGGUAUCUGACAGCAUCAGCAAUGUUCCGGGGAAAGAUGAGUACCAAAGAAGUGGACGAGCAGAUGCUGAAUGUGCAGAACAAGAACUCAUCCUACUUUGUGGAGUGGAUCCCCAAUAAUGUGAAGUCAACAGUGUGUGACAUCCCGCCGACUGGUCUAAAGAUGGCGUCGACAUUUAUAGGGAACUCAACGUCGAUACAGGAGAUGUUCAGGCGGGUGAGCGAGCAAUUCACGGCUAUGUUCAGGAGGAAGGCUUUCUUGCAUUGGUACACGGGGGAAGGGAUGGAUGAGAUGGAGUUCACAGAGGCCGAGAGCAACAUGAAUGAUCUGGUUUCGGAGUAUCAGCAGUACCAAGAUGCGACUGCUGAUGAGGAGGGAGAGUAUGAGGAUGAAGAGGAGGAAUAUGAGCAGAUGUAAUUGUUGUUGUUGGGGUGACCACCAUUGCUGUAUACCUCAACUUCCAGUUGCUGGUUUUUAUAGCUAGGAUUCUAAGAAUGGUGUCGAAUUCAGGGUUAUGAGGGACCUUGAAACCAAAACAACCAUAUUUUUUGCUUUUGUAAUUUGCCGUUUCUGAAAUGAAAAGCCCUCCUAUUUAAUUUCCAUA